GGCACCGGCAGCACGGCUGGCGCGGCGCUCUGAGGCGGAGCGGGGCGGGCUGUGCCGUGCUGGCCGUGCCCGCCGCCUCCGGAUCGCUGUGCCCGCUUGGCCGAGAUGGUGCGCUGAGUCAUUUCCACGAGAGGCUGCUGUACCACUCUGAAGUUGGAAUACAUUAAAGAAUUGAAGGUGUGAGAGUGUACCACUGUUCUCCUGGCUAAAAAACUGCCCCCCAACUGAAUGUACUGAAGAUUUCUAGACUUGGUCGGACAAAUAUCUCUACCUCCAAUUUUAUGAAUACUGCUAGCUAUGGCUGUGGAACUCUGUUUGCUGCUGCUGCUGUUUUGUGGAAGUACUAUUUCAGAGGUACAGCCUAUAUACAAACCACCUCCUGGGACUUUGGAUUUUGGAUUUGUACCAUCCAAGACGUAUGAUACAGGUGCAUACCAUGAACCUGGGUCAAUAGGAAUUUUGUUUAAAAUAGUACACGCAUUCCUGUACUUAGUGCAGCCAAAUUCUUUUCCUCAAGAUCUCAUCAGAAAAGUAGCACAGCAGCAGUUGGGAAAGACACAGGGCGAUUAUCAAAAGCCAGAAAAUGUUGUCCUGACUCUUCAGGCCAUCUACUAUGAAAUCGGUUUUAUAGUCUCCGCAGCCUUGGGAUUGCUAUUUAUUUUGUUACUGCCUCUUGUGGGACUUUGCUUCUGUAUGUGUCGUUGCUGUGACAACUGUGGUGGGGAAAUGCAUCAAAGACAGAAGAAAAAUGCUGACUGUCAGAGGAGCUGUUUUGCAACAUUUCUUUUUGUUGCUUCUUUAAUAAUAAGUGUUGGAGUGCUCUGUGCAUAUGCUGCCAACCAGCAUUUAACUAACCAAGUCCGAGGAGCAAAGAAACUGGUUAACAGUAAUUUUAAAGAUCUGAAAAUAUUCCUUAACGACACUCCAGCGCAAAUUGACUAUUUGGUGAGCCAGUACAACACAGCUAAGGAUAAAGCACUCUCUGACCUAAAUAAUGUUGGACCUGUGCUUGGAACCAGAGUUCAAGAACAGCUGGGAAAAGAAGUACGUCCUGCACUUGAUGCAGCUCUGACAAUGGCAGGAGUCAAAGUGGAAAGGGCUAUCAAAGCCAUCAGAGAAACGAAGGAAGCACUGGAAAAUGUGAGUGUCUCUGUAGAGGUUCUACAGGAGGGAACAGAGAGGCUUCGUGCAAACUUGACGGAUGUUAAAACGCAUCUCAGCAACACCCUCAAUGACUCCGCGUGCAAUGCGGCUCAGGCCGCCUCAACGUGCAAUAUCAUCAGGAAUUCAUUAAGUCAACUGAACGUCAAUGCCAAUUUUAGUGGGUUGCCAGGAGUGAGCUCACAGCUUGCAAAGGUCAAUGAUGUCCUUAAAAUAGACCUUUCUAGUCUCGUUCAAAAGGGCUAUGCAGCUUUUAAUGAUACUCCAGACUUAGUGGUGAAUCAAACCAGGAACAUUUUAUCAGCUGUUCCUUAUAUCAAAAGCGUGCUGGAAUCCAUUGGUUCAAAUAUUACUACCUUCACAAAAGCACUCCCUGUUCAGAAGAUUUUAGACGAUUUGAUGGUAUAUCUUACACAGAGUGAGGCAUAUGUUCAAGAUUAUUUUCCACUAGUGGAGCAGUAUGAUUUCUACAGGUGGCUGGGGUGUCUCAUUCUGUGCUGCAUGGUGGUCCUCAUUCUGGUCUUUUACUAUCUUGGAUUGCUAUGUGGCACCUGUGGUUAUGAUAAACAUGCUUCUCCAACAACCAGAGGCUGUAUCUCCAACACUGGAGGAAACUUUCUUAUGGCAGGAGUUGGAUUCAGUUUUCUUUUCUCCUGGGUGCUGAUGACUGUAGUGGUGCUCACGUUUGUCACAGGUGGAAAUGUAGAAAAACUGGUCUGUGAGCCCUUUGAAGAUAAAAAUUUAUUCAAGGUUUUGGAUACACCUUACUUACUAAAUCAGCAAUGGAAAAACUAUCUUGCUGGCAUCCUCUUUAAAAACCCAAAUGUUAACUUGACUUUUGAAAAAGUGUACAGUGAUUGCAAGGAAAACAAAGGAAUUUAUACUUCCCUUCACCUGGAAUACCUGUUCAAUAUCAAUGAGUUUCUAAAUAUUAGUAUGUAUACAGAAGAUGUGGCACUUAAAAUUGAACAUAUUCAGAUAAACCUCAGCAAAAUCAUUCUGCUGGAUGAAAUUGGGAAGGAGAAUCUUCUGAAUUUCAGCUCUUCAGGAAUAGAUGGGAUAGACUUUUCAGCAUAUUUGACAGAGAUCAAUAAAAGUGUUACCAAGGUUGAUCUUCUCUCCUUUGCUAAUGACUUAGAAGCAAGAGCAGACCAGCUGCCAAAAGGAGCACUGGAAAAUGCCUUAAAAGGACACGCAAACAGCAUUCGGAUGAUUCAUAACCAGCAAGUUGUUCCACUAGAGCAAGCUAUGACUGUCAAGAAAUAUGUUAAAGCUAGGAGCACUUUAAACCAGAGCGUUAGGUUACUGAAGAAAACAUCAUCUGAACUUAUGGUUAAGGUGAAAAAUGUCAUUAGUGCUGUUAAUGCUGCCCAGUUUCUCAUAAAUAACAACGCUUCUCAAGUUAUUGUCCAGGAGACAAAAAAGUACAUGGAUACCAUAGUUGGCUACUUUGAGCAAUACACUGAGUGGGUCAAGGAGUCGAUUGCCAUGGAAGUAGCAGCAUGCAAACCUAUUGCCAACGUGAUAGAUACAGCAGUAGAUAUUUUUUUAUGCAGCUAUAUAACCGAUUCUGUGAAUACCUUCUGGUUUGGUUUGGGAGGCUCUUCAAUGUUUUUAAUUCCUGCCAUAAUUUUUGCUGUAAAACUCUCUAAAUACUAUCGUAGAAUGGAUACAGAGGAUGUGUAUGAUGAUGUCGAAACUAUACCCAUGAAAACUACAGAAAAUGGUAAUAAUGGUUAUCAUAAAGAGCAUUUAUAUGGUAUACACAAUCCUGUUUUUACAAGCUCUGUGGAACAGUGGUAACACAUACUGGAAACGUUAAGGGGCUAUGUAAAUGAGGCUCAAGAUUCUUCUACGGGAGCAUAUCAUUAUUCUUCCAAGUGUAUUGGCAUUUCCAUUCAUCUGACGAAUCCUGAGCCAUUUGUUUUAUGUCAGCUGUACUGUAAAUCCCAAAUAUACUAUUGAAUGUUAUGCCAUAAACUACUGUACAGAAUAUUUUGAGAUCAGGGCACUGCCUCUCAAAUACCACUGUUCAAGGCUUGAAUAAAAAUGUUUUCUGUUUUUUACUUUUUUUACACUGGGCUUUGUACCUUACAUCACAGUAUAUAAAUUAAUUAGAUAACAGCCUUUGCCUAGGAAUUCUCUGACAGUUGUUCAAGUUCUUAUCUUUAAUUGUUGAUUUGUGUUAAAUACAGUACAUACACGUUUACAUAAAAAUACAUUUUGUAUACAGAGACUUUUGUAUAUACAUUUUUCUUAAAACUUCUAAGUGUUUAGUUAAGAUUUUAAUAUUGUAUAAUACUCUACACAAAUGAAUUUACCAGCAUGAUCAGUGUUGCUAUUUGGUGCUCUUGAAUGACCACAUUGGACUAAAUUUGAAUUUUAAUGGGUUCCACUGUGUCUCUUUGUGCAUCAGAAAAGUUCAGUUGUAGUUUUGUUUUCUUCCUCUUUUUUUUUUUUUUAAAUUAUUUAAUAUUUAGCGGGUUUUGCAGUAUAGACCUAACAAAAACUUUUUGGAGAAGUUUGUUUUUAAACUUUGAGGGGGGGGGUUGGGAGUGUGCGGGUUGCAUAAUAUAGUGAAAAAGCUAAGCUUUCUAGAGUUCAGUAGUACUCAAAAAGAGCAUGAGGGAUGUCCUAUGUUGGCAAUUUUUAGAAUGCUUUACAUUCUCUGUCUUCCUUUUCCUCUUUGACACCCACUUCUGUAACGUCCUUAAUGGUGUCACUGUGACUCUUUUGGGGGCAGUGAUACUAUUCUUGCUAAAUAAUUUUAAACUGUGAUUUCCAAUGUUAAAAUUCAAAUAUGUUUAGCAAUGGAGUUAACAUUUGUGUUACUAAGAGUUACAGCCUUGAAUUUAGGCAAACAGUUGCAUUGCUGAGUUAGUUAACAACAGAAUUCAUCAAAAGGCCAAAAGUAUGUAUGUUACCAGUCUAAAAUGUUUUGGCAGGUGAAGUAGUUGGAUAUAUUGAUCUAAAAUAAUCUCUUCAUAUAUCAGUAUUGUCAACUUCGUUUCCAGCAAGGUUCAUUAUGUUGAAGUAGGGUUAAUUCUGUAAGUCAUUAUCAUAAUUUCAAAGAAAUGCUUGAAAAGUGAUACAAGUCUUUAAUCCAGAAUAACCUUAAAUUUUUAAUUUUUACGUCAUAAAUGGAAACAUUUCUAAUUGACAGUAUGUAGCAUAUGUGUAUAUGUAAUGUUCAGAACUGCAGAUUUUUAAAAGUUUCUAUUUUUAAUUUGAGAAAAUGUUCCCAGUUCAUUUAAAUAAAAAAGAACUUACUUAACUACCU
Pipra filicauda (Wire-tailed manakin) is the source of this 4441-nucleotide messenger RNA. RefSeq names its product prominin 1 (gene PROM1). The record is from RefSeq and is a predicted model, not a curated record. Bases 298 to 2964 code for a protein of 888 amino acids. Gene Ontology annotation, cellular component: microvillus; prominosome; apical plasma membrane. Lineage: Eukaryota; Metazoa; Chordata; Aves; Passeriformes; Pipridae. Gene Ontology annotation, molecular function: cholesterol binding. The transcript is spliced from 31 exons.